This is a messenger RNA of Microdochium trichocladiopsis, 1410 nucleotides long. RefSeq lists its product as uncharacterized. Bases 1 to 1410 code for a protein of 469 amino acids. The transcript has 2 exons. NCBI's taxonomy places the organism in Eukaryota, Fungi, Ascomycota, Sordariomycetes, Xylariales, Microdochiaceae. The record is from RefSeq and is a predicted model, not a curated record.
AUGUUUGCGGCACGGGACCAAGAGAAUCUCGCCUUCCACCGGCAGAACAAUGCCGCCAUGAAGCAGCUCCAGAAGACGCCCGGUGCCCAAUAUCCCAAGACACCGAUCAGAGUCCCUCUGAACGACGAGAAUGCUGCCCACGCCAUUAAGGGUGCUAAGAGCAUCGCUGGUCCGCGCAAUGGCAACGAGAAUGUCCUGACCUCCAAGGCCAACAAGGGUCUUAACAAGUCGCAAUUCAUGACACCCAUGGAGCCUCGCUCACGAGCUGUCCUUGGCGACAAGACGACAAACGCCAAAGCGAAGGGCUUGCAGUCCGUGAACGUCAAGGGCGCUGUCCGCCAAAUCGAACAGACUGCUUCAAAACCCCCGGCUACAGCGCGACCUAAGCAGAAGCAGCCCCAGGCUGAGACACAGAGGCUCCAGGUCCACACUGAAGCAGAUGAUCCGCUUAGUGAGGACGAACCCGAGUACUGCCCGCCGAGGCCUGUAGACCUUCCGUACGAAUCCGAUGUGUUUCCGGACGGAGUCCUCACCUUUGAGGCCCUCAAGCCAGAGAACAUGUUCAAAGGUUACUAUCAGCACUACUUCAAUCCUAUCGGUGAAGAUGGUAUUUCAUUAUCCGACAAACGCCUGGCCGAGAGCACGAGGAGGGCGCUCGAGGAGGGAGAGAAACGGAUCAUAGACGAUAUGGACAGCUUUGAGUGGGCCACAGAGAGAGAACUUCGCGAGGACGAUGCAGCCUCCCGAGCAACGGUGGUAAAGUCGCCAAUCCCCAAAGCUGGGCCGGUCAAGCGAGUCACCACAAGGGGCCCUGCCUUGCGCGAAUCGGCCUCAAACACGAUGGCAAGGAGAGCAGCGUCCUCACUGUCAAUCGAUGAUGCCACAAAAUCGCUGCAGCGUCGUACAGCCGUCCCAGUCAAGCAGGCCACUGUUGCCCCUAAACGGACGGGCUUUGUCAUCCCGCGAUUGGCUUCCACAAAAGCCGUUACCGCCAAGCCGGUCACCGCGGCAUCGAGGACGACUUUGGAGCGGAAAGGCAUUGAGGCAGCAUCACGAUGUACUAUCGGUUUCAACAAGGGGAGGACUACGGCAUCCAUGCUCAAUCGUGGUCCAGCACCUCCUAUCAGCACCAGGCCACGUGCUCCCAUUGCUCGUGUCGGCUCCGCAGUCUCUCGUGACUCCGACAAGACCGUGACGCCAGCCCGCUUUGCUAAACUCAAUUCUGCCAGCGCAGCUGCCAGCGCUGCAGCCGUAGAGGAUGCAGAGUGGAAGGAGCGCGUCCCGUUCUUGUCAAUCUUUGCGCACGACGACGACGGGGUCGAUGACGACUUUGACUUGCUCGGAGGCCAGCCGAUGCCGACCUUGGACGCCUCUGAUGACGAGGACUUUGAGAUCAGGAUUCUGGAGUGA